AUGGCUGAGCAGUUACAGUUGCAGGUUCUACAAGAGAUGCAGAGGCAGAUGCAAGAGAUGAGGGCGGAGAUAGCGGCUCUACGAGCGGAGCGAGAGAACGGGGUAGGAGGACCCUCGGUACAAUCAGUGAAUGUGCAGACAAUCCAGUCUAGGGAUGAGGAGGCAAGUCGGCGGCCAUCGGUGGAGGAGGUGGAGGAAGCCGAUGGAGGGGGAAUUAUAGGGAGGGGUCAAGGAAGAGGGAUUGGCCGGGGGGAGGGGCCAGCAGGAAGAGGGAUUGGUCGGGGGGAUGGGCCGAAUGGAAGAGGGAUCGGUAGAGGAGAGGGGUUGAACGGGAGAGGGAGAGGGAGAGACGUUCGGGGUAGGGGAAGGGGAAGGGGGGAGGAAAAUAUAGGGCGUGACCAGGAAAACCCGGAGGGGCAUAGGGAGUUUGUAGGGCAGAAUCAACAAUUCGAAGAAGUUCUGGAGGGUGAGGACCAGUUUGAUCAGGCUGAAGGGUUGCACCCAUUUACUAAUAAUGUUAUGGGGGCAGUAAUGCCGGAGAAUAAGGUUUUCCCAUGGGUUGAGAAGUAUGGGGGCACGUCGGAUCCGGUGAAACACCUACGAUCGUUCGUGGAUGCUAUGGCAGUCUAUUCAUCCGACGAGCUGGUUUGGUGCAGGGUGUUCUCUUUAUCCUUAAAGGAUGAAGCUUUGGAUUGGUUUCAUUCACUGCCACCACGGAGCAUUGAUGGAUUUGUUACUUUGAGGCAAUUGUUUAGCCAGCAGUAUGCUUCAAACUGUUCACGAGGGUUGACUUAUACAGCCCUUGUCAAGAUGAAGCAAGGGCGUGAAGAGUCAUUGAAAGGGUUCAUGGAACGCUUCAACCGAACCGCUCGGCAAGUGAGGAAUGUAGACCAACGGCUGAUAGUAAGUGCGCUCACGACGGCCCUGAGACCAGGACCCUUUGUGGAUUAUCUGUACGAGGAGGAACCCCAGUCUAUGGGUGAACUGCAGCAUAAGUUGGCCGGGUUUAUACGAAUAGAAGAGGGGAGGUCGUAUCGCAGUGACCAGGGGGAAGAGGGGGUGACGAGAGAGAAAUCAGGGCGGGACAGAAGAGGAGAGAAACGGCCGGUCGGAGGGGAACAUAGGAUGACAGUGAAACGAGGGGCAGAAAUACAAAGAGCGCAACAAUACUUCCAUCACACUCCAUUGAGUGCCCCGAGGGUGAGAGUCCUGGAGGAAGCCUUAAGGGCUAAUCUGCUGACGGUGGCACGGUCCCCGACCCCACGGGGAGCGGAUGAAAGUAAACAUUGCCGAUAUCAUCAGAACAUGGGGCAUUCUACGGAGGAUUGUGUCGCGUUGAGAGAUAAGUUGGAGAGCCUGGUACAGGCGGGGCACCUGCGGGAGUUUGUUCGUAGGGAGAAUCCUAACCCGAGGGAGACCCCGGGAAGACACGGAGGUCGACUGCCGGUCGGGCAGAGGGUUCAGCCGACUGCUGAACGAACGGAGGGCGGCGGAAGUGGAGAAAGGCCUCUGAGAGGGGUGAUAAAUACCAUAUCGGACGGUUUUGCUGGAGGAGGGGCGUCCUCAGCCGCCCGAAAGCGGCAUUUGAGAAAUUUGCAUAGUGUGAAUAAGGUGGGGAUUGCUAGAAGAACCAUGCCUACCAUAACGUUUUCAGACGAGGAUUUCCAUGCACCAAAUCCGGACCAAGACGACCCCAUGGUCAUAACGACUAUCAUCGCUCGGUACAGCGUGGGAAAUGUGUUGAUUGACCAGGGAAGUUCGGCCAACAUCCUAUACUGGAAAACUUUUCAGCAGAUGGACAUACCGGACGAGUCAAUAAUGCCUUUUAAUGAACAAAUCUUGGGGUUCGCAAGAAAACGGGUAGAUACAAGGGGAUAUGUGGACUUAAAGGUGUGCUUAGGGGCAGAGGUGGGAGCGAAGGAGUUGAGGGUGCGUUUCCUAUUGGUAGAGGCAGAAACUUCAUACAACGUGUUGUUGGGACGGCCUUGUCUUAAUGCGUUCGGAGCAAUAGUGUCCACCCCUCACUUGACGAUGAAGUAUCUCGCAGACGAUGGCACGAUCUGGACGGUUAGGGCCGAUCAGAGGGUGGCAAGAGAGUGUUACGUGGCGGGACUGAAGGUGCAACCCCCGAGGCAUAGGGUAUGUGAAACCCGCCCGGCAGUGUCAGCUGCAGAGUUGGACCCAAGGGAAGACACCUUUGACCGGGUGGAGCCAAUGGGGGAGAUCCAGCCAUUUCUCCUAGAAGGCGAAGACCGGGCGACAAUGGUCGGCAAGGAUCUUCAGGAGGGCGAGAGGCAAAGGUUGGAGGGUGUACUGGAGGAGAAUAAGGAUUUGUUCGCCUGGACUGCAUCAGACAUGCCAGGUAUCCAUCCCGACGUUAUUUCGCAUAGGUUGUCCGUAUUUCGAGAUGCUCGACCGGUGUCUCAGAAAAAGAGGAGGUUAGGUGUGGAGAAGAGAAGGGCGGUAAGUGAAGAGGUGGGGAAGUUGAUCGAAGCAGGGUUCAUAAGAGAAGCCAAGUACACCACUUGGUUGGCCAACGUAGUCAUGGUGAAAAAGUCCAGCGGCAAGUGGAGGAUGUGCAUUGACUUUACGGAUCUCAACAAAGCCUGCCCGAAAGAUACGUACCCUCUACUGAACAUUGACGCGUUGGUAGAUGGGGUGUCCGGAUAUGAGGUAAUGAGUUUCCUGGACGCCUACUCAGGGUAUAAUCAGAUACCUAUGUACCGUCCGGACAGCGACAAAACCGCUUUUAUUACCGAGCAAGGAACCUUUUGCUACGAGGUCAUGCCGUUCGGAUUGAAGAACGCAGAGGCUACGUACCAAAGACUGAUGGACAAGGUUUUCCAAAGGCAGAUAGGAAGGUGCAUGGAGGUAUAUGUAGAUGAUAUGGUGGUGAGGAGUCGGUCGGUUGAAGAGCAUCUGGCGGAUUUGAAGGAGGUUAUGGAGCAACUUCGAAAGUUUGACAUGCGCCUCAAUCCCGCUAAGUGUACCUUCAAGGUAAGGGCGGGGAAGUUUCUGGGAUUCAUGUUGAUCGCGCGGGGGAUCGAGGCGAACCCUGACAAAUGUAAGGCGGUAUUGGAGAUGAGGAGCCCCCAAACGAUAAAGGAAGUUCAGAGGCUGGUGGGACGGUUAAUGUCGUUGUCUCGGUUCAUCCCCAAUCUGGCCGGACGGACGAAACCGAUCGUGAAGGCCAUGAAAAAGACCGCACAGAGGUGUUGGGAUGAAGAGAGUGAGGAGGCCUUCAAGCAGAUAAAGGGGGUUCUUACCCAGCCUCCAGUGAUGGGACGGCCGGAGCAUGGACACGAAUUGCAGAUCUACUUGGCAACAUCGGAGGGAGCCAUCAGCGCGGCCUUGAUACAGGAGGCUCCUCAUUUCAAGCUGGUGUAUUUCGUUAGUAGAAGCUUGAAAGAGGCAGAGUUGAGAUACCAAGAGUUGGAGAAGGUGGCCCUAUCUCUAAUUUACGCCGCUCGGCGGUUACGACCAUACUUCCAAGGGUUUCAAGUCGUGGUACGAACGGACUACCCGAUAGCCAAGAUCUUACGAAAACCAGAUUUGGCAGGUUGGAUGAUAGGAUGGUCGGUAGAAUUAUCGGAGUUUUGGUUGAAGUACGAGCCGAGGGGGUCGGUGCGGGGCCAACAUCUGGCGGAUUUUGCAGUUGACCUACUCCCAGAGGAGGGGGAAUUCUGUUGGAAACUCUCAGUUGAUGGGUCAUCUAACCGAAGAGGAGGAGGAGUGCGGGUGGUCUUAGAAGGACCGAACGGGAUACUGAUCGAGCAAUCGUUGGUGUUCCAGUUCAAGGUUAGCAACAACCAAGCCGAAUAUGAGGCUUUACUGGCCGGGAUGGAGUUGGCAAGGGACCUAGCAGUAGGUCGGCUGGAGUGUCAAACAGAUUCCUAG
This is a messenger RNA of Vigna radiata var. radiata (mung bean), 3897 nucleotides long. RefSeq lists its product as uncharacterized. The transcript has a single exon. NCBI's taxonomy places the organism in Eukaryota, Viridiplantae, Streptophyta, Magnoliopsida, Fabales, Fabaceae. Gene Ontology annotation, molecular function: RNA-DNA hybrid ribonuclease activity; nucleic acid binding. The coding region runs from base 1 to 3897 and encodes 1298 amino acids. The record is from RefSeq and is a predicted model, not a curated record.